Molecule: messenger RNA, 2214 nt
Organism: Mitosporidium daphniae
Lineage: Eukaryota; Fungi; Microsporidia
Product: Fanconi anemia group J protein
Exons: 7
Coding region: 1-2214 (737 amino acids)
Biological process (GO): nucleobase-containing compound metabolic process
Molecular function (GO): DNA helicase activity; DNA binding; hydrolase activity, acting on acid anhydrides, in phosphorus-containing anhydrides
Source: RefSeq, a predicted model, not a curated record
AUGAAUGAAGACAAGGUCAAAAGAAAGAGAGAGUUUCUGCCGCCAUCUUCUGCAGCCAAGAAAAAGUCCGCAUCAAAGCUUGAUCUUCUGUUUAUUCCAAAGCGGCCUCAGUUAGGGCAGUCAAAGGCUGCGAAAGACAAAUCCUCUCCAAAGAAUGCCGAUGAAAAGCAGGAAAAGUAUUACAGGAAGCAAGACCAGCAGGUUUAUACGAUCAACGGGAUCAGUGUAAACUUCCCUUACAAGGCAUAUGCAUGCCAGCUCAAUAUGAUGGAUAAGUGCGCCAACCAGCGAAAACGCUCUUCUCGAGAGCCCGACCGGCAGUGGCAAAAGCCUUUCACUUUUAUGCUCGGUUCUGAGUUGGCUCCACCAUCAAAAGUCCCGAAAAGGCGCAAAAUAACACAUCGGCAAAUUACACAACUAGUUAAAGAACUUGGAUCUACUUCCUAUAGGCCGAAAAUGGCAGUCCUAGGCAGCCGAAAUCAUUUAUGUCUUCAGAAUGCAGCAUUGAACUCAGCGGAUCCGAACGAAAAAUGGUACCUAAAAUUUUUGUUUACCUCCAGCAAGGAAAUGGUCAAAGAUGGUGCCUGCAAAUACUACCAUCGGGCAGACAACUUGGCAAAGGCGAUGAAAGAUACCAUCUGGGAUAUCGAAGAUCUGGUGGAAAAUGGCCGCGAUGUGAAGGGUAUUUUUUGGUUGCUCAAAUGGCAGGGUGUCCAUAUUAUGCUUCCAGGGCUCUUGCUCAAGAGGCAGAAGUUGUGUUUGCACCUUACAAUUACCUUUGUGACCCGCAAGUCAGGACAGCAAUGGCAAUCAACAUCAAGGACAAUGUCGUCAUUAUUGAUGAGGCCCACAACAUUGAAGACACCGCCAGAGAAGCGGGUAGCUAUGAGAUGGGAUGGUUCCGAGAUUCAGUCCACCAUCGAUGCAGCUGGCUUUAGCAUUUUCUAUUACAGCGACUUUAAGAAGAAAAUGGAGCGCUCUCAGGAGCUAGAGCGCGACUUGGAUCAAAAGGAGAAAGAAAAGCUGUCCUUUUUAUCCAGCGGGGCCCAAACUGUUCUCGCAGGGCUGUUGUUUAUCCUCAAGUUUGUAUUUGAGGAAAACUACCAAAAGCACCUGUCAGAUUAUAAGAUGGCUCUUAAUGACUAUAUCAUGGGCUCAUUUGCUUCUGAGCUGCAAACGGCAUUUGGGCAUCGGCUGGAGGCGAACCAUGUUAUUUCGCCAAACCAAGUUUGGGUUGGUGUUGUUCCCCGCUCGCCAAAUGGGCUUGACAACGAGGGCGUUUAUCGAUCGCUGGACUCCUUUUCGUUCCAAGAUGAAAUGGGGCUUGCGAUUCUUGGAUAUCUUCCCCUUAUUCCGCAUGGUGUUUUGUGUUUUGUCCCUUCGUAUUCUUUCCUUAAGAAGGCUAUCACACGGUGGAAAUCUACUGGCCUUUUCGCGAAGCUUUCGCAGAUAAAACGGGUGUUGAUAGAGCUUCUUGAUGAGUAUUAUGAAUCGAUUGCCGCCUCAACUUUACAAGCAAAGAAGACGGGAAAAGAUAGCGGCGGUGCCAUUUUGAUUGCCGUUUACAGAGGAAAAGUAUCUGAGGGGCUUGAUUUUAUCGAUGAUAACGCCCGGGCCGUUAUAGCGAUUGGGAUUCCAUUUCCCUCUGCUAAAGAUAUUCAGAUCACCGCGAAAAAAGAUUUCAAUACCAGAUACGCAUUGAGCAAGGGCCUUCUUACGGGCAGCCAAUGGUGCCCAAUGACGAUUGAUUUUUUAGGCAGGUGUCUUCGGCAUCGCAAUGAUUGGGGUGCUAUUAUCCUAUUGGAAAAGCGAUUUGUAAAUGCUAGGAACCAGCAGCAACUUUCAAAGUGGGUUAGAAACAAUGUCAAGGUAUAUCCCAGCUAUGCGGACAGUACUGCCUCGCUAUCGACUUUUAUGAAUAAUUGGAGAAAUUUCAGUGCAAAAAAGGACGAGCUCAAAGCCGAUGAUCGGCAUCAGAUGCCAAAAAGUGAUAAUAUGAUCCAUCAAGAGAUAAAAGAAAUGUUUCAAAUGCCCCGUUUGCUGGAGGAAAUGCAGGAAAAUACGGAGGAACCACAUUGCGAAAAAGACUACAUUCAGAUUGAGGACUCCCAGUGUGAGGGGAUUUUUUGCGCUCCCAUUGAAACAAUCAUUAGCGACGAUGAGGGUGGUGACAAGGACAAUGCCAAAAAAGGUACUUUUGUUUCCUUUUUCUAG